CGAGGAUUUGUUUUGAAAACAAAAAUUCAUCGUGAGAGCAAAAAAUAUUGAAUUUUAAUAAAUUUAGGAGGAAAUUUCAACAAAAUUCACGAUGAAAUUCGCUUACAAGUUUAAUAAUUUGUUGGGAACAGUUUACCGCAAAGGAAAUUUGCUCUUCACGCCUGAUGGAAAUUGCGUUAUUAGUCCUGUUGGUAAUCGAAUUACCAUUUUCGACAUGAAAAACAACAAAUCCCAAACCCUUUCCUUCGAGAGCAUGUACAACUACACCGCAAUGGAUUUAUCUCCCAAUGGCUGCCUCUUAGUUGCUGUCAACGAAAAGGGUCAAGCGCACAUGAUCAGCAUGAUUUCGCAAACCGUAAUUCACAAAUACAAGUUCAGCUGCGCGGUUUCUUGCAUCAAAUUCAGCCCGAAUGGAAAAUAUUUCGCCGCUUGCAAAGAAAAUUUCGUCAUGAUCUUCAAAACGCCCGGAACAGCAACCGGCGAAUACACUUCCUUCCUCGUUCAUCGCGUUUUGCGCACAAAUUUCGACCAAACAACGACUCUCGAAUGGUCUGACGACUCCAAAUUACUCGCGGUUGGCGGAAAAGACAGCGUCGUUCGUGUCUUUGCAGUCGAAUAUGUGAAUAAUUUUCGCCCUUAUGCUAUCGGACAACAAUCUUCGGAAAUUGUUGGAUGCUUUUUCUCGGAAAAUAGUUUAGAUUUGAACACAGUUGGGCGAAAUGGGCAACUCGUGCAAUGGAAAUGCAACGUCUCGAUGUCAGAAUUGACCCCAAAAGUGGAUGAAGAGGAGUCUGAAGCAGGAAAAUUUGUUAAAAGGAUCAAACAAGAGGAGUCAGAGACAGAAGAUGAGCUCGGGGAAAAUCCAAUUGAGAAAGAAAUUGACGCCGAUGAGGCUUUUGAGGAAGCGGAAGACUUCGAGGAGGACGAAGAAGACAAAAAACGCGACGAAUUAGGCAAAAAAAUCAUCGUAAAAGAGGAAAACAAGCCUCGACAUCCAUUUUUUUACACAAAAACGAGUCGUCAUUACUUGGCUGAUGAACCACGGAAGGAAAAUCCCAAAGCGAAACUCACGUCAGCUGCUUACCACAAACAAACGAAGCUUUUAAUCGUCGCAUUUACGACGGGAGCCUUUUAUUUGUACGAAUUGCCGGCUGUCACGAUGAUCCAUUCGCUCAGCAUCUCCGAAUAUCAGAUCGACACGUGUUGCUUUAACGACACAGGAGACUGGAUAGCCCUCGGAGUCGCCGGUUUGGGUCAACUUCUCGUCUGGGAAUGGCAAUCCGAGCAAUAUGUGAUGAAGCAACAAGGGCACUCGAACGAAAUGACCUCCGUUGCUUACUCUCCCGACGGACAAUUUCUCGCCACGGGCGGAACUGACGCCAAAAUCAAACUUUGGAACAUGCUAAAUGGCUUUUGUUUCGUCACAUUCACCGAACACACGAGUGCCGUGACAGGAAUUCAAUUUAGCAACUCGAAAAAAUUUCUUGUUUCAGCCUCGCUCGAUGGAACAGUUCGAGCUUUCGACAUCAUUCGCUACAGAAACUUCAAAACUUUUACGACGCCGCGAAUGGUGCAAUUUGGAUGCGUCGCUCUCGAUCAUUCGGGUGAACUUGUCGCUGCCGGAGGACAAGAUGUCUUCGAAAUUUACCUUUGGAGCGUCAAAUUUGGGCAUUUGUUGGAGAUUUUGAGCGGGCACGAGGGACCUGUGGUUUCUUUGGCAUUUUCGCCGGUUGCAACGUCAACUGCAAUGGUUUCGGCUUCGUGGGAUCAAACGAUUAAGAUUUGGGAUUGUCUUGAAACGACGACGAUCCAUGAAACGAUAGACCUCAUGUCAGAUGCUUUGCAUGUCGCCAUGAAGCCAGAUGGAGAGGAAGUUGCUGUGGCGACACUAAAUGGAAAUAUUUCGGUUUUUAAUGUCAAAACGGCGCAGCAAGUUGCGACAAUUGAAGGUAGGAAGGAUAUGGGAAGCGGCGUGUCAGAUGUGGAUCUUGUUACGGCGAAGAAGAAUUUGGAGGGAAAAGCCUUCAAUUCCAUAACUUACUCCGCAGAUGGCGAAUGCAUUUUAGCAGGAGGAAAAUCCAAAAACGUUUGCAUUUAUCACGUUUACGAAUCGAUGCUCUUGAAAAAAUUCGAAAUCACGCAAAAUCACAGUUUAGAUGGCAUGUGGGAUUUUAUUCAUCGUCGAAAUAUGACGGAAUUUGGUAACAUGGCUUUGCUCGAGGAACGUGAAAAUCUUGAAGGAGGAAAUGUCGCAAUUAAACUGCCGGGCGUUGCAAAAGGAGAUCUCGCUGCACGCAAAUUCAAACCAGAAAUUUCAGUUUAUUCCGUGAAAUUUUCUCCUUCGGGACAAUCUUGGAGUGCUGCGACGACAGAAGGACUUUUAAUUUACUCGCUCGAUAAGGGAGUUGUGUUCGAUCCGUAUUAUUUGUCGCUGGAAGUGACGCCAAAGUCAAUACGGGAGUGUUUGAGGAACGAGGAAUAUUCGACUUCGUUAAUUAUGGCGCUCAAAUUGAACGAACAGAAGUUGAUUCAGGAGAUUGUCGAGAAAAUUCCACAUAAACAAAUUCCUCUCGUUGUUCCCUCGUUGCCGGAUGAUUUUGCGCAUCGAUUGUUGGCGUUUAUUGUGAAAGCGCUUCAAGUUAGUCCGCAUCUCGAGUUUUAUCUGCUGUGGGCGAAUACGAUUCUGACGUGUCAUGGGCAGAAAGAAGGCGUGAUGGCUCCUCAAACGUUAGUUGCGUUGCAUCAAGCUUAUAAUCAUCGAUAUGAGACGAUCCAUAAAAUUUGCGACUUCAACAAAUACACAAUGCAAGUUCUAAAAAGAAUGGCAGCAUUAAAAAUGAAAAGUGACGGUUUUAAAGAUCCUUUAACAGAAAGAGAAGAUGAAGACGGAGACGACUUAAUGUUACUGAGAAAUCGAAACCAAGACACCUCCGAAGACGAAAGUUCAACUUCAGAAGAAUAAAAACUAUUAAAAAAUAAUUAAUAAAAAAAAAUUCUUUAA
This is a messenger RNA of Culicoides brevitarsis, 3001 nucleotides long. RefSeq names its product periodic tryptophan protein 2 homolog. Gene Ontology annotation, biological process: ribosomal small subunit assembly; maturation of SSU-rRNA from tricistronic rRNA transcript (SSU-rRNA, 5.8S rRNA, LSU-rRNA). Gene Ontology annotation, cellular component: Pwp2p-containing subcomplex of 90S preribosome; small-subunit processome. The coding region runs from base 92 to 2962 and encodes 956 amino acids. The record is from RefSeq and is a predicted model, not a curated record. The transcript is spliced from 6 exons. Gene Ontology annotation, molecular function: protein binding. Lineage: Eukaryota; Metazoa; Arthropoda; Insecta; Diptera; Ceratopogonidae.